UGAACGGUGAGCGCGGCGUUUUCUACCCGCUCUUCUUCUCUUCUUGUAAAUUCGCAUCUUUCGUCAUAUCGAUAAGAUAAAUGUGUGUGCCCGCGGUGUUACUUCUUUUUAUUUUUUAUUACAAGAAGAUUAACCGACGAACUUUCGAUUUCUAAAUUUUACGAUUUACUUUGGCCCUUCUAUUUUUCAUUUUUCUAUUCUUUCUCUUUUUUUCAAGGAAGAUUUAAACUAAGAGGAUCGUUGGAUGUUAACGAUCCUAUUUGGUGAAUCAAAAGUAAUGAGAGUACCUGAAAGAUAAUAUUCUAACUUAUAAAGCAACGAUCGUCUUGCGAAUUUAGCAAUAAUAAUUAAUUAAACUAAUUUACGCGCGCACACGUCAAAAUUAAAGAAAAAGAAAAGAAAAUGAGGACUUUAAAGUUGAUACUCAUUAUACUCUUUGUCAUCAAUUUAAUUUUGUCUGUUACACUUUUACAUUAUAAGGCAAAGUUUUCUAAUUCAAGAAGGAUUUAUAAUGAAAUGACGGCAGCCACUGUCCAAUCUUUUCAAAAUUCAAAUGCGUUAAUCUCGUUAAGCAUACCGAAAACCGAGCGAAGAGAUGACGACGAUGUAUCCCAAACAAGGCGCACGAAGAAUCAGAAACAACAUUGCAAAAAUGAUUCCACGUAUCUUGACUCGUUGCCAAAGCAUAACAAUUGCUACAACGAGGAAUUAAGUUUAGGAACCCAUAACAAUGCUUCAGAUGAGCAAGAUGAUUAUUUUUCUAUCAAAUUAGAAGAAAGCUUACAUUUCUAUAAGAGAUCAAUUAAGAUUAAUUACACUAACAUUGAGAGUAUUUACAAUGAAGAUAAUUACUUCGAGAGAAAUAAUAAUAAUAAUAGUAGUAUAAUUAAUGAAUACGCUUACGAUAGAAAUUUGUAUCCCAAUGAAGAAAUUUCGAGUACAUUUACCAAUAUAUUGACGAAAAUAUUUCAAAGUUUGACUAACACAUCGCUCGAGGAGAGUGAAUCCAUGAUAAAUGGUAUGCUUAUUAUACGAGAACACCAGUACACCCGUACACCAGUAGAUCCGUGCGAUAAAUGGUUAAUUAACGAAGACAGACUGAAAGCUGCAUUUAUGGAACAUCUCACCGUACUUCCCAGCUGCCCCUGCAUAUAUCCGAAUUUCAUUUUUUAUGACAAUCAGAUCUGGGAUGAAAAGCAAAACAGACAUUACCGUUGGCGAGACGUGAGCACCCCAAUCUACCGAUUGGAUGUUUACAAACCUGGAGCAUCCUAUUGUGUGCGCACUUUGUUGGGUAUGGGAGCUCUAACUGUUUCGGCUCAACAUUGUUGCUACGAUAAGAAAAGAAAACUGAUAACGCGCGGUUCCGGUGCAGGAAUACCAUAUUAUGUUAGUCCAGAAGUAUCUAUGAUUCUUCAUGAGAAAAUAGACAUUUUACCUUGGCGACUUUGUAAAGGAGACUUUUCUAGAUUUAACGAAGUGAGGACACCUAACAACGAUAAAGGUUGUCGUGUAAAUCCAAAAAAAAAGGAGUAUCAACGACAACUGAACUCUACCAAAGAUUUUUGAAGGUCUUUAAUUUUCAUGCAUGAAGAUGAGACGAAGCGGAAGUGUUAAAUAAAUAAUAUUUUUUUUUUAUUUUUAAUAUUUUUA
Messenger RNA from Polistes dominula (European paper wasp), 1653 nucleotides. RefSeq lists its product as uncharacterized. The record is from RefSeq and is a predicted model, not a curated record. Lineage: Eukaryota; Metazoa; Arthropoda; Insecta; Hymenoptera; Vespidae.